ACUCUCCCGUCGCCACUGACCUGCCCGCCGCCGCCACAGCCGCUCCGCGGGGACAAUCAUUCUCGCCGCUCGCCAGGCCAGGCGGAGGGGCUGCGCUGCAGGGGUUUUGUCCCCCUUUGCCUCUUUUUUUUCCUCCUUUUUUUCUUUUUCUUUCUUUCUUUUCUUUUUUUUUUUUUCCUCUUCUCUUUUUGUUCUUGCCUAUGUUCGGGAAACCAGACAAAAUGGACGUUCGAUGCCACUCGGACGCCGAGGCUGCCCGGGUCUCGAAGAACGCGCACAAGGAGAGCCGGGAGAGCAAGGGUGCGGAGGGGAACCUCCCAGCCGCCUUUCUCAAGGAGCCACAGGGCGCCUUCUCGGCGUCGGGCGCUGCGGAAGAUUGCAACAAAAGUAAAUCCAAUUCCGCAGCCGACCCGGAUUACUGCCGCCGGAUCCUGGUCCGAGAUGCCAAAGGGUCCAUCCGAGAGAUCAUCCUGCCCAAGGGCCUGGACCUGGAUCGGCCCAAGAGGACGCGCACGUCCUUCACCGCGGAGCAGCUCUACCGGCUGGAGAUGGAGUUCCAGCGCUGCCAGUACGUGGUGGGCCGCGAGAGGACCGAGCUCGCCCGGCAGCUCAACCUCUCGGAGACCCAGGUGAAGGUGUGGUUCCAGAACCGGCGCACCAAGCAGAAGAAGGACCAGGGCAAGGACUCGGAGCUGCGUUCGGUGGUGUCGGAGACCGCGGCCACGUGCAGUGUGCUACGGCUGCUGGAGCAGGGCCGUCUGCUGUCGCCACCCGGCCUGCCCGCCCUGCUGCCGCCUUGCGCCACGGGCGCUCUAGGCUCGGCGCUACGCGGGCCCAGCCUGCCCGCCCUGGGAGCCGGCGCCGCUGCGGGCUCGGCCGCCGCCGCUGCCGCCGCCCCGGGCCCAGCGGGCGCCACGUCUCCGCACCCGCCGGCUGUGGGCGGUGCUCCAGGCCCCGGGCCCGCUGGGCCGGGGGGACUGCACGCAGGCGCGCCGACCGCCGGCCACGGCCUCUUCAGCCUGCCGGUGCCCUCGCUGCUCGGCUCCGUCGCCAGCCGCCUGUCCUCCGCCCCGUUGACAAUGGCUGGCUCGCUAGCUGGGAAUUUGCAAGAACUCUCCGCCCGAUACCUGAGCUCCUCGGCCUUCGAGCCUUACUCCCGGACCAACAAUAAAGAAGGGGCCGAGAAAAAAACGCUGGACUGAUUUUAAGUGUUUCCCUGUAUUUAUAUUUAUAGUAUCUAUUGUGGUGAUAUUUAUGGACUCACGCGCGUUAGGUGCCCAGGGCUCCUGUGCUGGGCUCCUGGCUUCCACCAGGCCUUUGACAGCUCUCCUUUCCCAACAGGCUCUGCUGCCAAUUUCAUUUGAGCUAAUUUCUUUUCUACUUUUCCUCCGUAUUCCCCUGUCCCCGCCCUCAAACUUCCUUCUGAAUCCAGGACAGAUCCAAAGAAUUGGGGGAAAUGCCCGAGUUAGCCAACCUGAUGCUCCAACCAAUGCCCAGCCCCGGAGGGAAAAGACUGGUGUUUUUUUUAAAUCUAAAGCACAGGACACCUGCUCUAGAUCGGGCCGCUGCUGAUUAUUCCUAUGAAUAUUUGAAAGAGGAAAGCUGCACGCAGACCCCAGGCGCUGAAAACCUUGCAGAUUUCUUUAGACCAAAAAGGAGGACGUUCCUUCCUCUUGCCUGAGAAACCAGGGCUUGUGGGAGCCCCUGGGCCCCACUUUGCGGACCUCUUGGGAUAGUUGGUGCGCAUACAGCUUCCCGGCGGGACUUAUCCUGCCGAGUUUUCUCCCCUUUAGGGAAACUCCAAUCACAACCACCUCCAACCCCAGGGGACAAUAAAUCAAACAUCAUGGUAGGUAACGGUGGUAAUAAAUUUGAUCUAAUCAGCAAUAAGAGUAAUUACUACAUAAAACCAGAUGAAGUGGAACCAGUUUAUUUAAAUACUCAUAAUGAUGGAGUUUGGAAGGUGUAAGAAAAUUCAGGAUAGAGAAUACGCCACAGGCCAACGCAAAAUUCAAGUUCUGGGUAUUGUGACU
Messenger RNA from Lemur catta (Ring-tailed lemur), 2033 nucleotides. It is a transcript of the gene VAX1, whose product is annotated as ventral anterior homeobox 1. The transcript has 3 exons. The coding region runs from base 201 to 1202 and encodes 333 amino acids. Gene Ontology annotation, molecular function: DNA-binding transcription factor activity, RNA polymerase II-specific; DNA binding. NCBI's taxonomy places the organism in Eukaryota, Metazoa, Chordata, Mammalia, Primates, Lemuridae. The record is from RefSeq and is a predicted model, not a curated record. Gene Ontology annotation, biological process: brain development; central nervous system development; regulation of DNA-templated transcription.